AUGUCUCUUCUGCUCAGCACAAUUGUAUCCAGCGCUCUUAAUGUGUUUCAGGAUACAUUCAUGUACUGGGCGCUGACUUUGGCCACAGCGGGCGUAUUGUACUUCGUCAGCACCACGCUCGCACCACAGCCGACCAGCCAGAACAGCAGCAUCCCGCACAUUCCCGCGUACAAGACCCUGCUCUGGAUGACAAAAGGUCCAAUAGGCCGCUUGCCGGUGUUGCAAAGCCUGCAGAUGCCAUACAUGAAACAGUGCGGUAUAUUCAAGACGCGCAUGUUUGGCGCGUGGGAGUACAACAUCGGCAGGGCAGACUACGCGCGAUUGGUGUUUAUGCACUCGGACAUUUAUGAAAAGGUCAAUGUGCGCCAGAUCUUGCCGCACACGCUCGGCCCGCGCGUCACAGGAAAGUCGCUGACCUUUGAAAACGGCAGCGCCUACCGCGGCCACCGCGCUGUUGUCAGCCCGGCAUUCCGCCGCUCUUGGCCGACAAUUAUGUUUGAAAACCCGCUGGUUGAGCUGAUGGACGUCAUCGAGCGCGAGUCUAACAGACCAAUCGACGUGUUGAGUGUGUUUCGCAGGGCCACAUUAGACGUUCUUGGGCAUGUCAUCAUGGGCUACAAUUUCGAGGCGCUGCGCAAUCCUGGAAACAAGCAGAAUGCAAUGUACGACUCUCUUCUCGGCGCAAUGCUGCAUCCAGUGUACAACAUGUUUCCGUGGCUGGACCUUUUUCCAAUUGGGGAGCGCGCUGGCUGA
Molecule: messenger RNA, 753 nt
Organism: Kickxella alabastrina
Lineage: Eukaryota; Fungi; Kickxellomycota; Kickxellomycetes; Kickxellales; Kickxellaceae
Exons: 2
Coding region: 1-753 (250 amino acids)
Molecular function (GO): iron ion binding; oxidoreductase activity, acting on paired donors, with incorporation or reduction of molecular oxygen; monooxygenase activity
Source: RefSeq, a predicted model, not a curated record